Molecule: messenger RNA, 861 nt
Organism: Drosophila hydei
Lineage: Eukaryota; Metazoa; Arthropoda; Insecta; Diptera; Drosophilidae
Product: rRNA-processing protein UTP23 homolog
Exons: 3
Coding region: 47-775 (242 amino acids)
Cellular component (GO): small-subunit processome; nucleolus
Molecular function (GO): small ribosomal subunit rRNA binding
Source: RefSeq, a predicted model, not a curated record
UUGUCAAUCGACAAUUUAGUUUUGUUGAUGAAUUAUAAACAACGUGAUGAAGAUCUCGCGUUUUAAAAAAUCUCACAAAACGCUUGCAUUUUUUGCAACGCACUUUGAUUACCGUGAACCGUACCAAGUACUUAUCGACGCCACCUUUUGUCAGGCUGCUCUACAGCACAAAAUUGGAAUAGAGGAACAAAUCAAAAAAUAUUUUCAAUGUAAUGUGAAACUUCUAACCACACAAUGCAUCAUACUCGAAGCGGAAGCACUAGGAACUCCAUUGUCAGGCGCCUUAACGAUUGUCAAGCAGUUCCACGUGCAUAAAUGUGGGCACGAAGGCAAACCUGUUGCAGCUGCGCAGUGUCUGAAAUCGAUGACAAAGGACAAUCGCUAUAUAGUCGCAACGCAAGAUCGUCUGCUGCAGGCAAGUCUGCGUAAGGUGCCUGGACGUUGCCUUCUCUAUCUGCACAAAGCGACGCCAGUGCUAGAGGCGCCCUCAGACGCCUCUAAGAAAUGGGUACAAAAGAAAGCCAAGAAUUUGAUGCUUGGCCAACAUGAACAGAAGAUCGAGUACAUGAAAGAAAAACAAGGCUUAAAACCAGCUGAAACUGUUCAGACGAAAAAAGUUAAAGGGCCAAAGAAUCCUAAUCCGCUUUCAUGUAAAAAGAGCAAAAGAGCGAAUAAGCCCAGCUUACAGCAUGUAGAGCAGACAACUCAGCUGAAGGCCAAAAGAAAACGGAUCAAGAUUCCAGAACAUGUAAAGGCAGCGCUUGGAGCAAAAUAAACUUUAUCUUAUUUACAUUUGAUUCUUUGUAGUAUAAGUAAAGUUAUCUUAUCAAAAUAUGAUCUGUGUGAGGUCUUAUAGUUUGC